GAUUGAUUAAUGGUAUGUGAAAGUUUCAAUCGCAGUGGCGUCCUUUUGCUAGAUAAAGUUUUUAAAAACAGUGUGGCAGAAUCCGCACAGGCACCAGAUUAACUUAGUAAGAUUGCAAUAUGGCAGGUGUUUUAAUUGCGAGUAUAUUUAUCGGAUUUAUACAUUCAGCAUCUACACAGGGAUCAUAUUUCGAUAGCGAUCAUUAUUACUAUCGUGGCUAUGUGGAUGCUAUUGCGAUUGGCGCUAUAGCCCUCUCAUUCAGCAGUCUCAGUUUGAUUUGCAUCUUUGUGGGUCUGAUCUGCAUCUGUGCCAAGAAAUGUUGUCGACAGCCUCCACCAGCAGCUCCUAGUGUGGCUUUUGUUAAUGCUGUGCCUGGUGUUAUGCAGUAUGGACAGCCACUUACGCAUGACCAUCCAAUGAUGCAUAAUCAACCCGCUAUGCAUUGUCAACCACCCAUGUAUAGUCAACGACAGUAGAAGUUCAACAACAGACGUGCCACAUCACUCAUCGUUUUUACUAGUUUGAUCUGCAUUGGGGGCACCAUUGGUAUUCAGUUAUGGAAUGGAUUGCUUGACAUCUUCUGUGAUAAAUUAAAAUGUGUCCAGGAAACUAAGCUAAUUUCAGCAUUUGUUAAUGGAAUUUAGUUAGCAAACAACGUUUUCGUGGUAGACGAAUAAUUAAAUAACUACGUUUAUUAUAUCGAUGUUAAAACAUGUGAAAACUGAAUUUUUCUUGAAACAAUAGCUUUGGCGUAUGCUCCUUAAUAUUGUUUCUACGUUCCUGUUAUCUGUAUGUCAGCAAUAAAGGGCAUUCGUCUGUGCUGUAAAGUGACCGAUUUAAUCACUUUAGUCAGUUAUUUCUGUCCGUAUGUCAGGAAUGUCAUUGAACAGCUCACAAAGAGAACAUCACACCUUUUUAAAUUGUAAGGUUCACGAUCCUCUUGGAUAAGGUUAUCUGUCCCAACCCAGAUAAUUGUUUACUUACGUCAUUUUUUCAAUAAAACUUUGUGUCAACAAGAAAGUGUCGUGUGAUAGUAUGGAUAAAAAUGUACUAGUUAUUCGGAUAAUGCACAUCACAAUAAGUGUACAAUACCAUUAUAUAUCGUUUAACAUAUCUACAUUGUCAACCAUGACAUUUGAUAAAUGUAUCAAAACCAUAUUUUUCAUGUUCUGGCAUUUUGAUGUAAUUAAAUUUCACACAAUAUCAGUGCUAAUACACGUCUGACUGAGCUCAAAACAAGAUAUUAAUUUAAAAAUAUGUAUUACAGCUCGAUAGCAUCGAAAGCUUAAAGAUAAUUUUACACACUCUCGAGUCCGUUUCCCGGGUCUAGAACCAGUUCUUGUUUUCUUUAAGAGAGAUUUAAAGAACGCUCACAUUUUGGGGUUUGAACACAGAACCUCCCGAUCGCUAGGCGGACACCGUAUCAAUUAUGCAACGGCGACCUGUGAAUAUAUUUUUUAUUGAAUUCAACUGUUUUUAGAUAUAUUGUGGUAUAUUAAAAACCAGUUCACGUGUG
Messenger RNA from Dreissena polymorpha, 1516 nucleotides. RefSeq lists its product as uncharacterized. Bases 120 to 476 code for a protein of 118 amino acids. The record is from RefSeq and is a predicted model, not a curated record. Lineage: Eukaryota; Metazoa; Mollusca; Bivalvia; Myida; Dreissenidae. The transcript has 4 exons.